AUGCCGACCAUCUCCGUCGACAAGUACAAGCUGUACGAGGCCCUUGGCCAGAAGUUCACCAAGGCCGAGUUCGAGGACCUCUGCUUCGACUAUGGGAUCGAGCUUGACGAGGACACCGAAGACGAUGAGCGGCCCAUCGUCAAUGGAGUCCAAGAACCCCCGCAGCUCAAGAUCGAAAUCCCCGCCAACCGAUAUGACAUGCUCUGCUUCGAGGGCAUCGCCCUCAACCUCAACAUCUUCCGCGGCCGCAUCGCCCCUCCCAACUUCCGGGUAGUCGAGCCCAAGAACGAGCAGCAGCAGGUCAUCAAGGUCCUGCCGGACACCACCAAGGUCCGCCCUUACGUCGCCGGUGCCGUCCUUCGCAACAUCAAGUUCACCCAGGACCGCUACGACUCCUUCAUUGCCCUGCAAGACAAGCUGCACCAAAACUUGGCUCGCAACCGAACGCUCGUCUCGAUGGGAACACAUGAUCUGGACACUGUGCAGGGUCCUUUCACCUACGAGGCGCUGCCACCUAAGGAUAUCGAGUUCACCCCUCUCAACCAGACCAAGAAGAUGAACGCGGAGGAGCUUAUGACCUUCUACGAGAACGACAAGCAUCUUGGCCGCUUCCUUCACAUCAUCCGCGACGCGCCGGUGUAUCCCGUGAUCUACGAUGCGAACCGCGUCGUGUGCUCGCUUCCUCCCAUCAUCAACGGGGAGCACUCCAAGAUCACGUUGAACACGACAAAUGUCUUCAUUGAGAUCACCGCUACCGAUCUCACGAAGCUCCAAAUUGUCACCGACAUGCUCGUCACAAUGUUCUCCAUGUACUGCGCCGAACCCUUCACCGUCGAGCCGGUUAAGAUUGUCUCGGAGCACAACGACCUGACGAGGGUGACGCCGACCCUCAAGCCUCGGGUCACGCACGCCGAAGUGGACUACUUGAACAGCUGCACCGGGUUGAACGAAACGCCAGAGUCUCUAUGUAAGCUGCUCACCAAGAUGGCGUACUCCUCUCGCCCCUCAGACCGAGAUGCCAACCUCCUCGAGAUCGCCAUCCCCCCCACCCGAGCCGACAUUCUGCACCAGUGCGAUAUUAUGGAGGAUCUCGCUGUAUGCUAUGGCUUUAACAAACUGCCGCGGACUGCGCCUACGCGGAGUGCGACCGUCGGUGCCCCUUUGAUGGUCAACAAGCUCAGCGAUAUCGUGCGUGUGGAGGCUGCUAUGGCGGGGUGGAGCGAAGUCAUGCCCCUUAUUCUGUGCAGUCACGACGAGAACUUCGCGUGGCUGAACCGCAAGGAUGACGGGAAUACUGUUGUCCGUCUGGCAAACCCCAAGACCCUGGAGUACCAGGUCGUAAGGACGUCGCUGCUACCGGGUCUGCUCAAGACCAUUCGCGAGAACAAGGGCCACAGCGUCCCAAUCAAGAUCUUCGAGGUUGCCGAUGUCGCCUUCAAGGACGAGAGCGAGGAGCGCAAGGCUCGCAACGAGAGGCACUUCGCCGCUGCGUGGUGCGGCAAGUCCAGUGGCUUCGAGGUUGUCCAUGGCCUCCUUGACCGUGUCCUGUUGAUGCUGCGGACUGCCUUCCUGACCCACGAAGAGGGCCUGACCUGCGGCAAGAGCGUCGACUUUGAGGUGAAGCAAAACCCCAGCAAGCCCGACGGUUAUUGGAUCGAAGAGCUCAACGAGGACACCUUCUUCCCUGGCCACGCCGCGGGCGUGUACCUCCGCCUUGGAGGCAAGGAGGCCCGCAUCGGCGAGUUUGGCAUCCUCCACCCCACUGUCCUGGAGAAGUUUGACUUGAGAUACCCUGUCAGCACCCUAGAGAUCAACCUCGAGGUCUUCUUAUGA
Purpureocillium lilacinum is the source of this 1833-nucleotide messenger RNA. Its product is annotated as phenylalanine--tRNA ligase subunit beta. NCBI's taxonomy places the organism in Eukaryota, Fungi, Ascomycota, Sordariomycetes, Hypocreales, Ophiocordycipitaceae. Gene Ontology annotation, cellular component: cytoplasm; phenylalanine-tRNA ligase complex. Gene Ontology annotation, biological process: phenylalanyl-tRNA aminoacylation. The record is from RefSeq and is a predicted model, not a curated record. Gene Ontology annotation, molecular function: RNA binding; phenylalanine-tRNA ligase activity; ATP binding.